Penaeus vannamei (Pacific white shrimp) is the source of this 1397-nucleotide messenger RNA. NCBI's taxonomy places the organism in Eukaryota, Metazoa, Arthropoda, Malacostraca, Decapoda, Penaeidae. The record is from RefSeq and is a predicted model, not a curated record.
ACUGGGAUGCGAUGUAUGGAUUGUGGUUACAACUGCCAUGAGAAGUGUAUAGAGUCUGUACCAAAGAACUGCACCAGGUUUAAGAGUGUGAGGGAAUCAGGAGUGAGUAUACAAACGAGCACAAAACCGACCAGCUUAGACAACACUUCAGUUGGAUCAGGGGUUACUUCAUUGCAAACUACAUCUCAUCAGUACUAUGAACAGUUUUCUUCUAAUGUUGCUGAAAACCGCACACAUGAGGGUUACUUAUGGAAACGUGGUUCACUUCUCAAAAACUGGAAACAGCGUUGGUUUGUACUCGAUAGCAUGAAGCAUCAACUGAGAUACUAUGACAGCAUGGAAGACUCACACUGCAAGGGUAUCAUAGAAUUGUCUGAUGUUGUUGCUGUGGUUCCAUCUGGCCCAACCCAAGGAGCACCAAAAAAGGUUGAUGAGAGAGCCUUCUUUGACCUGCAGACAAAGCGCCGCCUGUAUAACUUCUGUGCAUCGGAUGGUGCAGCUGCUCAGGAGUGGAUUGAAAAGAUCCAGUCAUGUCUGCAAUAGAUGGAGGAAGAAAAGAAACCGUGCUAUUUUCUUAGCACUGCGUUUAAUGUGCUUUGCUGAAAUCUUCCAAACAAUUGGCUGUCAACUUUUUGUUCAGUAUUAUUGUGGUGUUUUUGAGGCAAUUACAUUAUUUCUCUUUCCUUGUUCAUUUUCUUUUUUUCUUCUUCCUUUCACUUCCUUUCUCCCAAUAUAAAUUUCUAUGUAAAUACAAAAUUUUGAUUAGAAGAAAUUUUGCAUAGGAUAUUUUCCUUUACCUUUUGUUUUAUCAUCAUCAUGAAUAUUCUUUAUUUAAACAAAAAUAUAUAGAGUUGAGUAGCUACAUAUAUGAGUGAUACAUAUUAUGAAGAUUAAUAUUACUAUAUAUUGUCUUAAGAAAAGACCCACUUUAGAUGUAGGCCUAGUGAGGUCAAGAGGGGUGCAUAUUAUGGAGAAGAAUGCUUUAAUUAUUUAUGGAACCUGAAUGCGUGCCUCAAUAUAAAUUGAUAUAUAUCCUAUUGAAAUUGGUAUUAGAAUCCUGCAACUUUCUUAACAAUGGAAAAAUACACACAUUUAAAGAAGGCAAUAAAUGCUAAAAGGUUUUGGUAUUUCUGCCAGGAUAUCAUCUAACUUUGUAUAUCUAGGGGACCAAAACUUUCCAUAGAGUAUCAUUUGAAGUGAGAUCUCCAUUCUUGGGUUAGUUGUCUCACUCAUACCGAAACCUUGAUGGAAAGGAGACAAGGUGUUGUUAUCCACAUAGCAUUAGAAGAAUUAGCUUUUACAGUAUCCUAUUCCUUUGGGUUGCAUGUAGGAUGUUUUAAUGUUUUGGGCCUUUUGCACUUUUCCUCAGGAAAUUUGUAAUAAAGGUUCAAAAGAUA